GAGAGCAACAAGCUACGGGGAACUACCAUCAGAAAAAUGAAAGAGGCCGGCAUGGCUGGAGUCCUGCCCUGCCUCCUCCUCCACCUCCUCCUCUUCCUGAAGCCACGCGCCAUCGCCGCCGCCGCCUACUCGGAGUACUCGUGCAAUGGCACCACCGGCAACUACACGGCGCGUGACGCCUUCGGGGCCAACCUCGCGCGCCUCACCGCCGAGCUCCCCGCCGACGCCUCCACCUCUCCGUCCCUCUACGCCUCGGCGGCCAUCGGCGCCUCCCCCGACAAGGUCUUCGCCCUCGCGCUCUGCCGCGGCGACAUCACGGACGCCAGGGCGUGCUCCGGCUGCCUCGACAACGCGUUCACGCAGCUGCGGGCGCUCUGCGCCGGCGAGAGGGACGCCACGUUCUACCACGACCUCUGCACCCUCCGCUACUCCGGCGAGGACUUCCUGGCGCGGCCGGACGACAACAGCCCGGUGAUCAACGGCAUGGACGUGAACGGGUCGACGUACGCCGCGUGGGACAGCCGGAACGCCACGUCCCGGAGCUUCUUCCUGUCCCUGGUCGGCACGCUGUUCGGGGAGAUGUCCAUGUACGGCGCGUACAACUCGUCGGUGCGCCGGUUUGCCAGCGCCGUCAUGUACAUCAACCCGCAGCUGCCCACGGUGUACGGCCUGGCGCAGUGCACGCCGGACCUCUCCCCGGGGCAGUGCUGGCACUGCUUCCAGGGCCUCCAGGAGCAGACCCGCCAGUGGUACGACGGCCGCGAGGGCGGCCGCAUCGUCGGCGUCCGGUGCAAUAUUCGCUAUGAAGGCUACCAGUUCUACGACGGCAUGGCCAACGUCAGGAUCGGCACACCCGGUGGCUCAUCUUCACCAACAGAAAGCAAUGGAAGCAAGCACAGGCAGACCCUAAUAAUCGUUUUAUGCGUGUCCGUUACGGUGUUCUGUUCUAUGUUGGUUGGCUGCCUUCUCCUCAUCAGAAGGCUAAGAAAAGGAGCUGGAAACACGAAAUUAGAACAAGGUCAUAAGAGGAACAACUCGAAGACAGAGGAGGCGCUGAAGCUGUGGAAGAUCGAAGAGAGCAGCUCAGAGUUCACCUUGUACGACUUCCCUGAGCUCGCCGCUGCCACGGACAACUUCUCCGACGAGAACAAGCUCGGACAAGGCGGCUUCGGUCCGGUUUACAAGGGAAAGUUUUCUGACGGAGCCGAGGUGGCGGUGAAGAGGCUGGCGGCGCAGUCCGGGCAGGGGCUUGUGGAGUUCAAGAACGAGAUCCAGCUCAUCGCCAAGCUGCAGCACACGAACCUCGUCAAGCUCGUGGGCUGCUGCGUGCAGGAGGAGGAGAAGAUGCUGGUCUACGAGUACCUGCCCAACCGAAGCCUAGACUUCUUCAUCUUCGACCAAGAGCGAGGUCCGUUGCUGGACUGGCAGAAGCGGCGGCACAUAAUGGAAGGGAUCGCGCAGGGGCUCCUAUACCUGCACAAGCACUCCCGGGUGCGGAUCAUCCAUCGGGACAUGAAGGCCAGCAACAUACUGCUGGACAAGGACCUCAACCCCAAGAUCUCCGACUUCGGCAUGGCCAGGAUCUUCGGCUCCAACAUGACGGAGGCCAACACCAACAGGGUCGUCGGCACCUACGGUUACAUGGCACCUGAGUAUGCUUCGGAGGGCCUCUUCUCGGUCAAGUCUGACGUCUUCAGCUUCGGCGUGUUGCUGCUGGAGAUAGUGAGCGGCAAGAGGAACAGCAGCGGCCACGGCCAGCACUACGGAGAAUUCGUCAACCUCCUCGGCUACGCAUGGCAGCUGUGGAGGGAUGGGAGAGCGUUCGAGCUGGUCGACCCGACGCUGGGCCACUGCAGCGAGGUGGCGGACAUCAUGCGGUGCGUCAAGGUGGCGCUGCUCUGCGUGCAGGACAACGCCAUGGACCGGCCGACGAUGACCGACGUGACGGCGAUGCUGGGGAACGACGGGGUGCCGCUGCCGGACCCGAGGCGGCCCCCGCAUUUCCACCUCAGGGUCACCAGCGACGAUGAGGAGGACGGCGCCGGCGGGUCUGGGGCGCGGACACGGUCCACGCACUUCACCGGAUCGUGCAGCACCAACGACGUGACCAUCAGCACCAUCGAGGAAGGGAGGUGAUUGCUUUCUCCUGUUAGUGAGUGGGCCACGUGUCACGGUGUAGGGUUGAGAUGUUUCCGGCUGUGGCGCACUGGCAUAUGUCUCGCUCGUGUCACGGUGUCGAUCACCGUUGUUGUACAGAUCAUACGCUAUUGCAUAGGACAAGAAGAGCCCUAAAAUUGUACGUACGAACUAUACUGCUGGCAGUGCUUUGACGAACGAAAAAGGAAAAAGGAAAUGUAGUGCUACAUGAUAUAGACAGGAUGCAAGGGAGUCGCAGAGCGUUGGCUCUUGACAGUAACAUAUGUGACGGUAGGUGUGGUAUGCCGGCGACAAUUCAAGCCGUGCAAAUGCGAACCUGAUGAUGGUCUCUUGACUUUGCCAGUUUGGAAGAGUCCUUUUACGGUGCCGGAGGCCAAUAUGGGUAUGGUUUGUGUUUUCCA
Messenger RNA from Triticum urartu, 2558 nucleotides. Its product is annotated as putative cysteine-rich receptor-like protein kinase 20. Gene Ontology annotation, molecular function: ATP binding; protein serine/threonine kinase activity. Gene Ontology annotation, biological process: protein phosphorylation. The record is from RefSeq and is a predicted model, not a curated record. Gene Ontology annotation, cellular component: plasma membrane. NCBI's taxonomy places the organism in Eukaryota, Viridiplantae, Streptophyta, Magnoliopsida, Poales, Poaceae.